This is a messenger RNA of Lepus europaeus (European hare), 407 nucleotides long. Its product is annotated as protein Churchill. NCBI's taxonomy places the organism in Eukaryota, Metazoa, Chordata, Mammalia, Lagomorpha, Leporidae. The coding region runs from base 1 to 363 and encodes 120 amino acids. The record is from RefSeq and is a predicted model, not a curated record. Gene Ontology annotation, biological process: multicellular organism development; fibroblast growth factor receptor signaling pathway; positive regulation of DNA-templated transcription. The transcript has a single exon. Gene Ontology annotation, molecular function: zinc ion binding.
AUGCUCCCUGUGGACGGCUCCGCGCUGUGUGGGGACUGUGUGGAGAAGGAAUAUCCCAAUCGGGGUAACACUUGUCUGGAGAAUGGAUCUUUCUUGCUGAACUUUACAGGUUGUGCAGUGUGCAGUAAGCGGGAUUUUAUGCUGAUCACAAACAAAUCUUUGAGAGAGGAAGAUGGAGAAGAAAUAGUUACCUAUGAUCAUCUGUGUAAGAAUUGUCAUCAUGUAAUAGCCAAACAUGAGUAUACUUUCAGUAUCAUGGAUGAAUUUCAGGAGUACACCAUGCUGUGCAUGUUAUGUGGCAAAGCUGAAGACACGAUCAGUAUUCUCCCCGACAAUCCCCGACAAAUGACCUUGUUAUUCUAAGGAUCCUUCUGCAGUUCUGUUGUGACUGUGUUGGGCUGGUUUGC